AUGAAGAUCGAAAACCGCACCUUCAUCAUCUCCGGCGGAGCAUCCGGCCUGGGCCGAGCCACAACCCUCGACAUCGUCGCCAAAGGCGGCAACGUCGCAAUUCUAGAUCUUAACGAAUCCCUCGCAAACGAAGUAAUCUCCUCAACAUCCCCUUCCAAAGUCAAAUUCUUUUCAACAGAUGUCACAGAAACCGAACAAGUCGCCUCGAGCGUAAAAUCUGCUGCGGAAUGGGCCGUUUCAUCAAAGGCUCCAUUAGGCGGUAUCAUUGCCGCCGCUGGUGUCGCCAAUCCGGCUUUGACAUACGGACGUCAAGGUCCCAUAGAUCUCGAUGGGUUUAAAUUUGUGAAUGAUAUCAAUGUUGUUGGAACUGUUGAUUUGAUUCGUAACGGACUCGAGUAUCUCACUAAGGUCGAACCGGAAGGGCCGGAUGGUGAGAGAGGGGUUAUUAUCAUGGUUGCCUCUGCAGCUGCGUAUGAAGGACAGAGCGGACAGCUUGCAUAUUCGGCCAGUAAAGGUGCUAUUGUCAGCAUGACGCUGCCGAUGGCUAGAGAUUUGAGCCGUUAUGGAGUUAGAGUUAUGACCCUUGCGCCAUCGAUGUUUGAUAGUCCAAUGACCGAGAAGAUGUCGGCUAAGGUUAAAGAGAGUCUGAUGCGAUCCAUGGAAUUCCCCAAACGCCCUGGCAAGCCACAUGAGUUCUCGCAGGUUGCUGUUGCUUGCAUUGAAAGCACCAUCCUCAACGGGGAGGUCAUUCGACUGGAUGGUGGCAGUCGCAUGCCAGCUAGGCUAUAA
Molecule: messenger RNA, 789 nt
Organism: Orbilia oligospora ATCC 24927
Lineage: Eukaryota; Fungi; Ascomycota; Orbiliomycetes; Orbiliales; Orbiliaceae
Exons: 3
Coding region: 1-789 (262 amino acids)
Molecular function (GO): oxidoreductase activity
Source: RefSeq, a predicted model, not a curated record